Fundulus heteroclitus (mummichog) is the source of this 2999-nucleotide messenger RNA. RefSeq names its product SE-cephalotoxin. The transcript is spliced from 6 exons. Gene Ontology annotation, molecular function: lipid binding. Gene Ontology annotation, biological process: lipoprotein metabolic process; lipid transport. The record is from RefSeq and is a predicted model, not a curated record. Lineage: Eukaryota; Metazoa; Chordata; Actinopteri; Cyprinodontiformes; Fundulidae. The coding region runs from base 167 to 2803 and encodes 878 amino acids. Gene Ontology annotation, cellular component: membrane; extracellular region.
UGCAGAGGGACAGAUGGCUCGGGUCAGAACUUGAAGUGAUCAGUCGGUGUUGGCUGCAGUUAAACAGGACCAGCAUCUCCGCAAACGUUCCUCCUGUUCUAAUAGAGGCAGAAGUGAACAUCCCCAGCUGACCCAGGCGAUCUUCUGUCUUCUCUACAAAACGAUCAUGGAUGACGCAGACGUUCUCGUUACCAAAAUCAACAAAUGGGUGUGUCUGCAGAAAGAAUGUUCGAGGAAGUUGACCAAUCUGGCGUCUGAGCUGGAAGAUGCUGUGAAGGCUGCCAACGUGACCAAAGUGGUCGGCAGCUCGGUGUCGGUGGGGGGAGCAGCCGCCAUGACAGCGGCGGGAGUUCUGACGGUUCUGACCGGAGGAGUAGCGCUGCCUGUUCUGGCUACAAUGGGUGCGGUUGGAGCCGUGGCUUCUGGGACCAGUCUGCUGACCAGCGUCGGUUCUGAGGCUUACAGCGCCAGCAAGUCCAAAGACAUCAUGGAGGAGGCCAAGAAAGUCCUGGACGAGUUGAAGAGUCUGGAAGAAGAAAUGAAGAAGCUCAUGAAGUCCCUGAAAGAAAAAUCCUGCAGUUCCUGUGAUGAUGAUGAUAAUGAUGAUGAUGAUGAUGGCGACAUUCUGGAGAUGUUCAUGAGAUCAGAGGCCAGACGACAUGGAAUAAACCUCUCUGGCAGUAUCAGGAUCAGAAAGGUUUGUGACGUACGGAAAUUCAACAUCUCCAGGAGGAUCAUGGCCAACCAAGUUAUGCUGGCAGCAAGCGGCGCCAUAAUCCUACAAGCUCUGGUCCUGGCAGUUAGAGAAGGAGGCAAGAAAGCGGCUUCGUCUGUGGGGAAAAAGGCAGGAUCAGCAGCACUUGGAUGUGUUGCAGGUGGAGCUGUUGGGCUCUUGUUCUCGGUUCCUGAGCUGGUUAACGACUGCCAGAACCUGGACAACAAUGAGACUGAAGUCAGCGAGACCCUGAGGGAAAACGCCAGGGCCAUAAGGACCUCCGCUCAGGAGACAGAGGAAGAGUUGGAGAAAAUAAGAGAGCAGAAGUUUCCUCUGACGGAUUCUGGUGAGCAGCUGAUCCUCCCUCUGGACUCCAUCUGCUCUAAAGACAUCCUAUCAGACAGAAAAAUCCUUCAGCUGUCAGAGAAUAAAAGAACCAGAACAGCAGUGAUGGCUUCCCGACGCUGGGCCGGCUUGUUCCUGUUAGCCUCGUUGAUCCUUCUUCUGCACUGGACAAACACCUCUGCUCGGUCUGUUGAUGACGCACCACAGGCCCAAUCCCUGCAGCGCAGAGCUCAAAGACAGCUACCCGACAGUACCAGAGAGUGGGUGCAAGCAUCUACAGAAGUCGUCAAAAGCAGUCUGACUGUCAUCAAAGAAGUGAUCGAAAACAUUCCCGUCGACAAAGUCACAGAUGUGAUGAAGAGCUUCUCUAAGUUCGCCAGCCUGGCACCCGGCAUCGGAACUCUGGUCGCGUCCGUCCUCAAUAUGGUCUUGGCGUUAAUCCCUCAGGAGAACCCGGUGCUGAAUGAGGUAAAGAAGGGGUUUGCUGAGGUGAACCGGAAGCUGGACUCUCUCUCCAUCCAGAUCUCGAACCUGGCAGCAGAUGUAGAAUGGUUCAACUAUGCCAGCGUCUACUCUAGAGACGAAGUCACCAUCCUCAACGCCUGGGAAAAGUUCAAUGACCUUCGUCAGAACAGCAACUUGGUGCAAAGUGCAGAAGAGAGACUCAGACUGGCUGAAAUAUUCACCAGCUACUAUGAAAACUCAGGGGCCGAGUCCAGUGUGUACAAUCUUUACCGCUACCUGACAGUUGAGAGCGCAUCUCUGCAUGAAAACCUCAACAAUCUGCUGAAGAAGAAGUUUAAAUGUGGCAUUAAUAUAAUCGGCAGAUACAACUUGUACUUCAGCAGCUUGUUGUGGAAGGGCAUGGUGCUCAACCAGUUCUACUGGAAGCUGAUUGGUUUCAACACAGAAAGCAAAGAGGCUGAACAUGUGCAGAUGUUCAAGAAGGUCUCUGAAGCCCAGCUAGCCGCCAUAGACUACUGCUUACAGAAUUAUGAGCAGUACAUGAAGAAAGAUGUGGAGGAGACUGCUAAAGGACUCAGUGCUGAUGACAAAACUGCUGUGGCACUUAAGGUGAAAGAGGUUCUGGACAAGAAGUAUAACUGGUACAAGUGGGUGGUGGUGGUCUACAACAAGGCAGACAAAGACAAUCACCUGGUGUUUGGUGCCACUGAGGUUGAUGCAGGGAGCAUCAUUGUGCUUGUGAGCCACACUCUCCAUGGAGCUCAGAUAGAUGUCCCAUAUGUUAAGAAAACUGCAGAAACCUGUUUCAGCAAUGGAUACUGCACAAACAUCCGAACAGAUCAAUGCCAGGAAAGCCACUGGCCUCAAGCCUGGGGGGGUGCUUCUUCUUCUGUCCAAAUUGUUUUUAAUGAAUAUGCCAUAGUGUCACAUGUCACCUACAAUGAAGAAUUUGCAGAGUUCCCAGCACCUCUUCAUCGAGUGGGCUGCUCCUGGUCAACUGGUGGUGGAAGGAUUUCCAUACAUUUCUCCAGGAAGCUGCCUGUCUGUACAAAUUAUCCCUGUCAGAACAACGGACGGUGUGAGAGAGUCCUGGACUCAAACGAAUGGUUCUGCCGAUGCCCCACUGGAUUCUACGGAGAACACUGUGAGCAGCGCAUUGACACAAGACCAGCACCCAAAAAAGAUGCCAUCUUCCCCCCCAUCAAAUCCAUCCAGGACAGGGUCAAAAACCUUGAGCACAACCUGGAAAAAAUCAUGAACAGAUGUCGCAUUUCUUAGGAGAUUUCUGCAGGAUUCUGAUGGAUGACACCAAUGACUUAAUUCCAUCCGAUUGCUAAAAGUCAUCUGAAAACCGAAAUUACAGCAAAUGAACAAGAACUGAUGAAUCAGAAAAGACUGGCCCUGCAAUUCAAUAAACCGCCACAAGAUGGCAACAAAUAUUCAUGUUUCAAUAAAAUGCUUCUGAAUAAAUUGA